GGCAAAGUAUAAAGAGAGCCGGCUUUUAGAGAAGCCGCUUUUCGUCAUUUGAUUUUGGACUGUACUGUGUGACGCAAUUUUGAAUUUAAAAGAUGGAGAAAACUCUUGCGAUUGUCGACAAAAGGGGCGGAGGCAUGACCUGCAAACUCCUGGACCUGAUGGAGAAGACUGGAUACCCGAUAGUUCAGCACAACGGGCAAAGAAAAUUCGGACCGCCUCCACAAUGGCUGGGUGCUCCCCCGCCGAAAGGCUGCGAAGUCUUCGUAGGAAAGCUGCCCAGAGAAAUCUUCGAGGAUGAACUGGUACCCAUUUUCUCUAAAGUUGGGAAAAUCUACGAACUGCGACUGAUGAUGGACUUUUCCGGCUCAAACAGAGGGUACGCUUUCGUCACGUACACAACCAGGGCGGAGGCCUAUCGCGCUGUUAAAGAUCUGAACGGAUACGAAAUAAGAUCUGGCAGACACAUUGGAGUGGUGAAAUCAGUGGAUAAUUGCAGACUUUUCGUGGGAAACAUCCCGAAAGACAAAACUAAGGAGGAGGUCCUUGAGGAGUUGUCUAGAAGAGUAUCGGGGAUAGUUGAUGUGAUUCUGUAUAAGAAUUGCUAUGAUAAAAGGCUGAAUCGUGGAUUCGCGUUCGUGGAGUUCACUUGCCACCGGGCUGCGGCGAUGGCGAGGCGGGUGCUGGUGCCGGGCUGUGCGAAGAUCUGGGACCAGGACCUGAUGGUGGACUGGGCGGAGCCGGAGCCAGACGUUGAUGACGAGCAAAUGCGGAGGGUAAAAGUUCUCUACGCCCGCAACUUCCUUAUCAGAACUACACCACAGACAAUACAGACUGUAUUCGAAAAUGCAAUCGGUGCAAAAAUAGAACGUGUAAAAAAGAUCUAUGACUAUGCUUUUAUACAUUUCUAUGAGCGAGAGCAUGCUGAGCGAGCAAUGACGAAAUUACAGAAUUGUGAAAUUGAUGGUAGUAAUAUUGAAAUACGUUGGGCUAAGCCCGUUGACCGUGAAGUCUACCGUAUUCAGAAAAUGACUAAGGGUAAUGCGAAGUUUAAUAAUAGUCUUGAUUUGAAUCAAACUCUUAUGCUUUACAAACAGCAUUUAGACAAGAAGGAAUAUGCGUACUCUCCGAAGGAAGAUGAGGGUAUUGGCUCAGGGUAUGCGGGCUCUACUUGUGGCUCUCCAGAAUUGAAGGCAUUGCCAUACCCAAGCUUUGCUAUAACAAAGGACAGCUACUCUAUGGCUCCUGCUAAACUUGACGCUAUGUGCAAAAGAUAUAUGUGGGCGCCACCAGUGUUCGACUACCAGAAGUGCGUCAACCCCAGCGGCGCAGAGGUCUGGAUCGGGCGCGUGGAGCUCCCGCACGUAGGGCUGCCUCUGAUGAGCUCCCCGCAGCGCAUCGGGCCGCUGGUGACGCAGCCCUGCUUCUCGCUGCAGCAGGCGCAAAUAGAGGCUGCCGAGACCGCGCUGCAUUACAUUAAGAUGUUUCGUGUUGACGCCGUGCAACGUUCAGCCGCAGCCGUGCAGCCAGUUUACCAGCCCGUGUUGCCACCGAUGCCCAGCUGCGUCCCCAUGCCUUACGAUUAUUCUGCCUUGUACUCGCGUCCACAAUCUGCCAUCCCCGUCACAGUACCUACUAUUUGGCGAACAGUUUGAAUUAUUUUAGUUGGCAACACUAACACUGACUAAAACAUUGAAAUUUUAACUUUAUUUUAAAAAUAAAGUGAAGAUUUUACUUCAAUUGCUCUUAAUAAAAGUUUUGUUUUUGAUAGGUACUUCUAGUUGUUGAGAAAAUUAGGCAUGAAAUUGAUUUUUUGUUUUUGAACAAACAAAAAACAAUUUCAGUGAUUGUUCUAGUUGAAACGGUGGAAGUGUUUUAAAUUUAUAUUUGAUGUUAUAUAUUUUUUAAGUUAACCUUCGUUUUCUGACCAGAAUUGUUAAAAAAUAGAUGUAUUUUGACUUAGUAAAUUUAAGGACGCGCAAUUGCAGAUACCUUUCUUGAUUUCCUUUGAUCAUAAUUAGCAGAAUUUGACGUUUUAUAGAGAAUGUAAAAGUUGAUUUGUCUAUUUUAUGUAACCCAGUUACUAUUGAUAGUUACUUAUUUUGACAGCAUUGUUUUUUACUUUAAAAUAAGUUAAACUCACGGCGCUUGCUUGUGCUUAUACUCUAGUAUAUUCAGAGAAAAGAGCUGUUAUUUUGUUUUAGACAUUUUCUCAUAGUUUACUUACCUACUACAGUUUAUUUUUCAUAGGUAUUUUUUCUAUAGUUAUAAGACUGAACUUAAAUAAAUACUUGUUUACAAA
Plodia interpunctella (Indianmeal moth) is the source of this 2299-nucleotide messenger RNA. Its product is annotated as probable RNA-binding protein 46. The transcript has 4 exons. The coding region runs from base 93 to 1652 and encodes 519 amino acids. Lineage: Eukaryota; Metazoa; Arthropoda; Insecta; Lepidoptera; Pyralidae. The record is from RefSeq and is a predicted model, not a curated record. Gene Ontology annotation, molecular function: mRNA binding. Gene Ontology annotation, cellular component: nucleus.